GCGGACGCAUCCUUCUAUAGUCUUACGUUACACUUUACGUCGCAUAGAGGUGUCGAUAGCGACACGCUCACGGUUUAACCCUACAGGACUCUAAAAUCGUAGUGAUCGUUGUUGUGUGCUGCUGCGGUUUUUCACGAAUAGACAGACACACACACCUUCUGCGCUUCGUGCGAGAGUUUCGAAAAACGGAAAUCCCCCUGACUACGCUAAGCUUUCGCCACGCUCUCUCCACCGGCGUCGUCGCCGUCGCCGACGAGUCACGAGAUCCUCCACCAAGUGCAGUGAUACCGGAUUCCUAUUUAUAUUUUCUCUCACAAAUAAUACGUAAUUUUUAUUUAUUGUAUAUUUUUUUUUGUAACUGUGCUUCGCCCUCAAACACGAUGUCCGGCGAGAAGUGAUAAUAUAUACCUGGUGCUUCGCGUAUCUUCUUCAGUUGCUUCGAUCCGGAGGUAGAAAAAGGGUGCAUAAAAUAGAAGAAAAAAAAAGGGACACAACACUGUAGUAAACUGCACCACGCACUUCAAGAAGAGAUUAUGUUCUGAGUCCGAAAGCGGUGGUAAUCAGUUGCGUUCGUUUGGUUCACCUAGAGCAGUGCGCGGAGGAUCGUUGCGAUUCCCCCGCGUUCCAACAAGAGAACCCAAAUGCGUUUCGAAACGGCGCUGGAUAAUAGCUUAGACCCGAAAGCCAAGAACACGAUGGCCUACCAUCCGUUCCUCCAGCUGCCCCGGCAGACGGACUUCAGUGUGAGCAGCCUUCUGACCGCGGCCAACAGCAGCACGUCUCCUGCGAGCACCUCGCCCGGCGGUGGAGGCGGCGGCGGAGGGUCGAGUGCGGCGUCCGCCGCUGCCGCCGCCGCCGGUUACUUCCCGGCGGCGGCGCUCGCCGCCUUCGGAAGUCAGAAUCCUCAUUCCUGCUACCCCGGCACGCUCAUCCCGAAGCUCGGCCACCCGCCGCAUCCGCACAGCCUCAGCGGACACCCUUACACCACCGCAGAAGACGUCGUCCUCGCCGCCGUCGCCGCGCACAACCAUCAUCCUGCCAUGGUCAGGCCUCUGCGCGCCAUACAACCCGAGGAGGACGGCGUCGUCGACGACCCCAAAGUCACGCUCGAAGGAAAGGAUCUGUGGGAGAAGUUCCACAAGCUCGGCACCGAAAUGGUCAUUACAAAAAGCGGAAGGCAAAUGUUCCCGCAGAUGAAGUUCCGCGUGAGCGGUCUGGAUUUGAAGGCGAAGUACAUCCUUCUGCUGGAUAUCGUCGCCGCCGACGACUACCGCUAUAAAUUCCACAACAGUCGGUGGAUGGUGGCGGGAAAAGCGGAUCCGGAAAUGCCGAAGAGGAUGUACAUACAUCCGGACAGUCCUUCGACGGGGGAACAGUGGAUGCAGAAGGUCGUCUCCUUUCAUAAGCUCAAGCUCACGAACAACAUCAGCGACAAGCACGGCUUUCAUAAUUCUAAGAUGGAAAUGGAAACUCAGACGAUACUGAACUCCAUGCACAAAUACCAGCCGAGGUUUCACCUGGUGAGGGCGAACGACAUCCUGAAGCUGCCGUACUCCACGUUCAGGACGUACGUCUUCAAAGAGACGGAAUUCAUCGCCGUGACGGCCUACCAAAACGAAAAGAUCACGCAGCUGAAAAUCGACAAUAAUCCUUUCGCGAAGGGCUUCAGGGACACGGGCGCUGGUAAACGGGAAAAAAAUUACAGGCAAGCUUUGUUAGCGUCCCGGCAUCCGGAAGAGAAGACGUCGCAUCCGUUGCCGGCGCGAAUGUCUGCAGACAGCAGCACGGUGUCAAAGACGGACGACAGCGAGUUGGACGUGGUCGGAACGGCGGACAGCCCGAGGCCGAGUCUGCAUCCACCCACGCCCAUCACUUCCAUGAACCUCUCAGGACACGAUGACGAUUUGAGGCGUCGAUUGCACGACGACUCCGGAUCCGAAUCCAGCUGCUCGGAAUCACCUGGUAGCACGGCCUUCAGACCCAGAGCUUCGACGCCGACGAAGGAAGGACCCGGACCAUCGAAUCCAGCAGGCGAGUACCCAUCGCCGAAUAUAUCCGUGGGUCCGCCGAUCCAUCCACCUCCGCAUCUGUUGCCAUACCUGUAUCCACCUGGGAUGUACCCGGGAGCCGGAGGACCGCCGUUCGGGCCUCCUCUGUCCCUCUUCACCGGAUCACACGCGCCCGGUAUGAACCCGAGCCUCCUCUUCAACGCACAGCUAGCACUCGCUGCUCAACAUCCGGCCCUCUUCUCGCACUACUCGAAUCUGGCCCAUCCGAACCCGCACGGUCACCAUCUGUCGCCCACCUCGCCGCUCCACAACCACCUGAAGGGCGGCCACAGGUUCACCCCGUACACCCUGCCCAACAACACGGUGAGCUCUUCGCCGUUGGGCAGCGCCUUCGAGACGGUCACCCCAGGUUCGCAAACGAGGAGCCUCAGCAAUUCACCGUCGGGGAAGGUGCGCAGCGCUUCGGUUUCACCACCCAUCAGGCCGAGCACCGCCUCCCCCAAACCCGAAACCGCCUCCAGUCCCAGCGACCUCAAGAGCAUAGAAAAGAUGGUCAACGGCCUCGACGUUAAGCAGACGGAAGACGCGGACAAAUAGCACUCGACCACCCCCAAACCGUACUCUCGAGCUUAAGACAAACAUCAAUAACAACAACAACAACAUCAGGAAAUGGUGCUAAGCGGGAGACACUUUCAAUAUAAAUAAACAAAGAGACAAAUUAUAUAUAUAUAUAAAAAAAAAACACACACACAUUCGAUAUUGUUUCCAAAGGAUUUGAAUCAAUUAUAUUCUAAAGAAGAAACUUAAACCAUAAAGUGCUUUUCCUAUGAUAGCUUAUUGCUGACGAAGAAGGAGAAAAAUUUAUAUAUAUAUAUAUUAUAAAUAAUACAAGUACAAAAAGUGAAUUGUAUCAUAAUAUUUGUACCCGGAAUUAUGUUCGUUUCGAAACCGCUCGCAUUUCAAUUAACUAUAAUUUCCUCCCAACAAAAACAAACUGUUAAUUUGAUGGAACCUCUUUAAUUUAUACAUAAAAUUAAUUGUUUUCUUGGUGCUCACACGACUUGAUUUUCGUUUAGUUAUAUAAUUCAGACCAGUCUGCACCGCUUCCAUUUACCAAACGAAACAUUGCAAACUAACUAACAUAAAUAAAUGGAAGCGGUUCACACAGCGAAACUCCCAAAACGCAGGGAUUUACAUACAUUAUAUUAUAUAUAUAUAUUA
Nicrophorus vespilloides is the source of this 3230-nucleotide messenger RNA. It is a transcript of the gene bi, whose product is annotated as optomotor-blind protein. The transcript has 8 exons. The record is from RefSeq and is a predicted model, not a curated record. Gene Ontology annotation, molecular function: RNA polymerase II cis-regulatory region sequence-specific DNA binding; DNA-binding transcription factor activity, RNA polymerase II-specific. Gene Ontology annotation, biological process: positive regulation of DNA-templated transcription; cell fate specification; regulation of transcription by RNA polymerase II. NCBI's taxonomy places the organism in Eukaryota, Metazoa, Arthropoda, Insecta, Coleoptera, Silphidae. Gene Ontology annotation, cellular component: nucleus. The coding region runs from base 642 to 2606 and encodes 654 amino acids.